Molecule: messenger RNA, 1699 nt
Organism: Selaginella moellendorffii
Lineage: Eukaryota; Viridiplantae; Streptophyta; Lycopodiopsida; Selaginellales; Selaginellaceae
Product: late embryogenesis abundant protein ECP63
Exons: 3
Coding region: 134-1558 (474 amino acids)
Source: RefSeq, a predicted model, not a curated record
UCGUUUGAGCGAGCACCACGACUGCAUUUAGGGUCAGCUGUUUUGUUUGCGGUGAGAUUUCUAGGAUUUCUUGAUCGAUCCAUAGCGGCGGUGCGUAGAAUCUCCCACAUUUCCCAGAUUUUGAUCUAGUGCGAUGGAGUCGGGCAAGAAUCAGCAGCAGGAGCAGCGCGCGAGCCCCGCCGAGGAGGCGCGCGCGAGCGCCGAGCGCGCCAUGGAGAAGAGGGAGCACGGGGCGACGGCGACGCAGACGGCGGGGCAGUCGAUCAGCGAGGCGCUAUCGCAUUACCGCGAGGCCGUACAGGAAUCCGCCUACUCGGCCUUCAAAUCGGCGCAGGACACGGUGGAGCGAGCCAAGGAUGUCACGGCUGAGAAGGCUGGCCAGGUAAAGGAUUCUGCCUAUGAUUCGGCUGUCCGAGCGAAGGAUACCGCGGCUGAGAAGGCUGGCCAGGCGAAGGAUACCACUUAUGAUACGGCUGCUCGAGCGAAAGAUACUACUCUCGAGAAGGCUGGGCAGACGAAGGAUUCGGUUUAUGAUAGCAGCGUUCGAGCCAAGGAUGUCGCUGCUGAGAAGGCUGCCCAGGCGAAAGAUUCCACCUAUGAUACGGCUGCUCGAGCCAAGGAUGUUGCUGCCGAGAAGGCUGGCCAGGCGAAAGAUACCACAUAUGAUUCGGCUGCCCGAGCAAAGGAUGUCACUGCCGAGAAGGCUGGCCAGGCGAAAGAUACCACAUAUGAUUCGGCUGCCCGAGCAAAGGAUGUCACUGCCGAGAAGGCUGGCCAGGCGAAAGAUUCCACCUAUGAUUCGGCUGCUCGAGCAAAGGAUGUCACUGCCGAGAAGGCUGCCCGUGCUCAAGACGCGACGAAGGAUACGGUUGGCCAGAGCGCAGAUAGUGCGAAAGGCACUACUCAACAAAGUACCGAUCGAGCUAGUGAGACUGCUGGAGGAGCCAAGGAAGGCUUGUUUGGAGCGAUUGGAAACAUCACCCAGGCUUUCUCCGAGAAGUUGGGGCUUGCGUCCGAGAAAACCAAGGAGACCGCCGAGUCUGCUAAGGAGUCGGCUGAGUCGACUGUGGAAGCCGCGAAACAGAAGGGGGAGGAGCUCAAGCAGCGAACUGGGGAGAGCACCGAGGAUUUCAAGAGGCGGACGGGCAUGACUGUUGAAGAAGCAAAGGAGAAGACGGGGUCUCGGACCGAGGAGCUCAAGCAGCGAGCCGGCGAGAGCGUCGAGGAAUUCAAGAAAAGAACGGGCAUGACGGGGGAAGCUGGAUCUGGGGAGAGGUCCGAGAGCUUGAGCCAGCGCGCCGGAGAGAGCGCCGAGGCAUUCAAGGAGCGCACUGGAAUCAGCGCGGAGGAGGCGAGGAGCAAAGCCGAGGAGCACAAAGAGGCGAUGAAGGCCAAAGCGGGAGAGGCCGGAGAGCACGGCAAGGGACUGCUCGAGUCGGUGGGCGAGGCUGUGAGUCACGCGGCCUUCUCGCUCAAGGGCGCCGUUGUGGGUGGCGGCGGGAAAGCGGUCGAGAAGACCUCCGAAGAGGCCGAUAGUGCCAACCGAGGAAAAAUGUGAAGAAUUGAGUGUGCCUAGGUAAUUAAUAAGCUAAAGCUUUUGUCGAUGAUCUCAUUACGUCAACAAAUUAUUGAAUGUAAUGGGAUUAGUAGAUUCGCAACUUACGAAUCCGACCUUUUACAUGCAUAUUUAGAUUACUAA